CGUAUUAACUAUAAAACAUAUAUCGUACUAGUACAAUAGCAAACUUACAGAAUCAAGCAAAAAUUCUAUGUUCACAACGUUCUUAUAUCAACUUCAAUUAAAAUAAAAAGUUCCCGAAUUUCGUGACUAUAUCGCGACGCAAUACGCAGAUUUCUAAAAUUCCAUUCCCGUAGAACUGUGAACUUAAUUCAAACCAUCCAUCGACAAACCAUCGAUAAACACCUUGAGCGUUUCAGACACUAAAUUCGAAGUAGAUAUACCGAUACCAACCGUAAUAAGACACAUACGGUGACCGAUCGUGCAGGAAUCAGGCAUACAGUGAAAGGUUUGAGACAGACAAUAAAAAUUGUUGAACGCUAGAUCGGUAGUCCAAUCGAGAACUUAAGAAUGAUUUUCAAGAGUGACGAGAAACCAGAACAACCUGCCGGGCAACGUGUCCCGUAUACGAGUUACUGCAACGGUAAUAUAAGAGGACACUGGGACAAAUUGGAUCCAUUCUCUCGCUCGAAAACCCAACGUCUAAACAGUCCUUGCCGCUUCUUAUCUAUGAACACCGACGCACCAAAUAAUUACAGGCACCAAUUAAUUACUAUGGUAGGCGGAAAACUCCGGACAGAUAGAUCCCUGCAAAAGUGAAAUUUGAAGAGUUGCGUUAAUUUUAUUUAGAAUUAUAGUUAAUAUCGAACACAAGAGCGUAACAAGUAAAAGAAAACAGUACAUGAAAUAAACACUAUUUUACAUAAUAUAGUUAUGCAAUACUAGUUAGAAUUCUUAAAAAUAUUACAUUUAGUACAUAAAGCGAACAAUGUUAGGGAAAUUUUCCUCCUCGCUGUAUACGAUCAAAUUCUCAAUUUCAACAAUCUGAAGAACAAUUCGAAAAAGUACCAGAAACCGUAACUUCUACAUGCUGUUGCUUUCCUUGACGAAUAUUAUAAUUCAUUAGAAGUAAUAAAAAAAAUCUCAAUUAACCAGUCUUCCCAAAUGGAGAAAAAUAUGGAGAGGCAGCGGAAUGCAGUCCUUAUUUAGCCGUAUAUAAAAUACAUAUACGUGGCGUCAAAGUUGUUGAUCGGUCCACGUUGCGAUCGAUUUUCCAGAUUCUCGAGAACCGGGGCUAGUCUGGUGGGGAAUAUUUAGGGGAUAUAAGGUGCUGUAACGAGACAAGGCGGCCGUAUAUACAGGAGUCGAAUAGAUAGUGAAAGUCCCCCAGAGCUAACAGGAGUAUAGAGGGCAAGAGGGGGGUAGGAACGGGGGACCCCAGUAAGGUAUAUGAGGGCCUCAGUUCGAGCAACCGCUGGUACUCUAGCCUCGCUGCCUACUUACAUUCACACACACUAACACACCAACCACCUGGAACACAAUGCGCACGGUCGCGACGGUACGUAUUUAGUGCGUCACCAUCGUCAUCGUUUCUCGUUAACGAACCCUUCGAGGGCCAAGAUUUUGACAAAGUUUCUUCCAAAUCGCGUGCUCUCUACCGGUCAUUGUAAAUCAUCGGCAUCAUCGUGACUAUCGUUCGUCGCUUUAUCAUCUGCAAAAAUUUCAGUCUCGCGUGUGAUGUGAUCGUUUUUCAUCGUGACGGAACUGUGCUUGUGAUUUGUGCAUUACUAGUGCACCGCGGCUGGAUCUCGUAAAACCUUGACUCGUUAAAGCUGACAGAAUAAUUCGGUGACGUCUGGCAAGAGUUUGAUAGAUAUAGAGGAUAGCUUAUAGACCAGACACGUUGCUCGGCGGUUUCGUAAGGCGAGCGAAAGAUAAAUGUUAGUUCCGAGCAAUCACUCGAUCCAGACCUUUAUGUGUGAUCGACGUCCCGAACACGGGAGAAAUCUGGUCGCCUCAUGGUCGUAAUUCGCGCGAUUCGACGGAGAUAGUUAUUCGCUCGUAAAAAUAUCGCGUACCCGUUACAAUUACCAUUACGCAACUAAUAGUCACCAACGACGUACAACCGCGUUAUUACAUUAUAAUUCGGAAGUACCUUUCGAUCGUUUUCCAUGCUACUCGAAAAAUUAUGAGAGCGUACACGGGCGGUAUCGGUAUUUUUUUGCCGCCUACUCGUUCGAAGAAAGACAUUAUAUAAUGAGCUACGCCGAACAAGAACACGUUCAGGAGUCAUGUCGAACAGUAUGCGUGACGAUAGUAAGCGUUUCUCGUUCGUGGCCAUUCGGGCAGAACUGCAGGAAGUGCGUUACGCAGAUGGAAGCGGUAAAAGUCGGCGAAUGGCGUGUAAUUUACGAUGAUCGAUUUACCAAUCGUGUACAUCUCCACGGGGAGGAAUAAAUACAGGCAAAACACUUGCAUUUAUUGCUUGUCGCGCUCACCUUCCGCCGAUACAACGGCGAUCGAGACUUUUACCGUGUAUAACGAGUCGACGUCAAGAAUCCGGUAUCCUUCGAAUGCGGUUAUCUACUCGAUGGUGGUGUAAUAAAGUCACGUCUGGCGGUUAAGGUUCUGGUAACCCGGAGGGUCAUGCAUCACUGCGUUUAGACCUUUCUGCGAACAAUUACGGUUUAUGAAGUCUCAGAUUAACAGCUCUGUAAUACUUUCCAGGAUACUGACCGCAUGAAGAUUAAGUUUACGGUGGUAUCGGCGUUGCUCGCUAGACACGUCUCGACUAUGUAAUCAUAAAUUAUGCGAAACAUGAAUUGCAAGCAAGAAAGAUUGGAAAAUAUUUCUAUUACAGAAUCUUUUUUAAUGGACCAUAGUUAUCGAUCGAAUAUCGUGCUGGUUAGACUGAUUCGUUGAAACGAAAAGCGAUUGUGUUAUGGAGUAAUUUACAAUACUUGUGUAACAACAUUUUUCCGCGAAAUAUAACCAUAUUCUAGGACAGAAAGUAAUAGCGGAAGUAGUAGAUGUUUCGAUAAUUGCAGUAAUGAUCUUUAUGAUCUACUUACAAGAUACGAGUGAUCGAUUGGAAAGGCACGAUUAAGAACGACGACGCCAAUAAUUUACUAACACUGUGUAUAUCUUUCGCACGCAUUCUGUCAUAAAAUUACGGAAUAUCAAAUAUUCGAAUAAAAAUGAAUUAUAUCGUACUAUUACUGGUAGCUGCCAUACUAGUAGUAUCGGCUCAGCAAUACCAGCAACCAGAUGCCAACUACGUAGACGAAUACUCAGCAUACGAGUCUCCAAGACCGACUCAUCCGACUCCCCGAAGUUAUGCCGCUAAUUCGGCGCCAAAUCGGCAAUCGGCUGGCCCCACAACCCCGAAACCAACCCCGGUGGCCAUCCUGAAGCAGAUCAACAGGCACAACGAGGACGGCUCGUACACGUACGGAUUCGAAGGAGCGGAUGGGUCUUUUAAGAUCGAGACGAAACUACCAACCGGAGAGGUAAAAGGUAAAUACGGAUUCGUCGAUGACACCGGCAAAGUACGUGUAGUCGAAUAUGGAGCGAAUCAAUACGGUUUCCAACCCGCUGGCGAGGGUAUCACGGUUGCACCACCGACUCUGGUCGACGACACCACCAGCAAGGAAGCUCUGCAAGCACAAAACUACCAAGAGGAAUACCAACAACCGGCUGCCAGACCUGCGCCACUUCGAGCAGUCGCGCCUGCGCCAGCACCUCGCCCUGCACCCCUUCAACAGAUUCAAUACGGACAGCCAGCUUACCAACAGCCCCAAACACACACCGAAGCCGUCUAUUCACCGCAACUGGCGCCCAGACAGCAGCCAAGUCUUCCGAAACCGCCAAUUUUCACGCCUGCUGCUCCUCAAUCCCCCCUCACUAAACAAACCACUCUCCUUCAACCUGAAGAACCAGCGCCGCCAUCUCAAUUGUAUAAUCAGGGACCAGCCCAGUUUGGCCCUGCUCCUGUUCAAGAACACCGUUCCCAGCCACAACCUCGUAGCCAAAGCGGCGGCAUCCUUGAUCAAUUAGCUAGGGAUUAUGCUUUGCCACAGGGCGUCGCACCACCGUUGCACGACAUCAGCUUCGGUUAUUACUAGAUCCUCUAGUCCCUCCCGUGUUCGUCAGGGUGGUCCCCGUGCGUUUUGAUCUGUCCGUAUUGUCUGAAGACGCGAUGCUUCGAUGGCGCACCCUUUUCGCCGUGAUCGCGGCGUGGCCCAUCGGUGACGAUGGGUGGCACUGUGAUUCGUACGUCGCGCGUCGAUUAUUACCGAAGAGAAUAUCGAGAAUUUAAGGUACAUUGCAAUCCAGCGAGAAAAUUGAAUCGAAAUCGAUAAUUUGAUUAUUGUUUCCAUUUUCUUUAUUGAUAUUUUUUUUCUUUUUGUAAAAUAAGAGAAUAAGGUGGAGGUUCUUGAGUUUUUCUUCGGUAAUAAGCAAAUCGCUGUCAUGGCUGCCUACCGAGUCGAACUUUUGUUUCUUUCGAUGAAGGUACGAAUCCAUUCUUGCCAUUGGAAUCAAAUGUGAUAAGCAUGUUUGAUGAAACGUGCAGUGGAAAUGUAAAGAAUGAUCUCUAAGUAUCUGUUCAGAAUAAUUAUUAGUAACGAACCUAUAUCGAAUGGAAUCAUUUUAUCCUUUUUUUUUUUUUAAACUUUAUUUCUCCAAUCAGGACCUUCUAAGGAGAGAUUUCGAAAGGUCAAGGAUUCAUUUCCGUUUCGCGAAUAGCCUUUUCACGUAAAACCCUGUCAAAAUCAUUAACCCUGUGUGUAAGGAAGGUUGUAAAAAUGUUGUAAAUAAAAAUUCCACAUUCCACGGUAGGCUUCCGUGCUGGUUUUAGUCUUAGAGAACGCAGCUUGCACACGCGUCAUAAGUGUACCGUUACAAUUUCAUUUCAAGGAGACCCUCACUUUGUCAAGCUGUGUCUUCGAGUUCGUGUCUCACGGGACUGCACAAUAAAAUUCAGCACGCUUACUAUUAUAUUAUAUUUUAAUUAUACUAUUAUAAGGUAAAUUAGAUUGGAAUAAAUCGCGAGGCCAACGCAACACCUUUUAUAAUCGUAACUCUGAUAUACCGCCCUUCAAUGAAAAUUCGAAGUAUUUUCACCCACGACUCAUCAUAUAAUUUACACAAGUUGAAGGUAAAUGUUUCGUUUUAAUUUUGUUAAUAAUUGUAAUGGAGAUAGUA
Messenger RNA from Bombus pyrosoma, 5022 nucleotides. RefSeq names its product DNA translocase FtsK-like (gene Cpr97Ea). Lineage: Eukaryota; Metazoa; Arthropoda; Insecta; Hymenoptera; Apidae. Bases 3015 to 3941 code for a protein of 308 amino acids. Gene Ontology annotation, cellular component: chitin-based extracellular matrix. Gene Ontology annotation, molecular function: structural constituent of chitin-based larval cuticle. The record is from RefSeq and is a predicted model, not a curated record. The transcript has 2 exons.